Molecule: messenger RNA, 1215 nt
Organism: Petromyzon marinus (sea lamprey)
Lineage: Eukaryota; Metazoa; Chordata; Hyperoartia; Petromyzontiformes; Petromyzontidae
Product: carnitinyl-CoA dehydratase-like
Molecular function (GO): catalytic activity
Source: RefSeq, a predicted model, not a curated record
GCGCGACACGGGAAUCGAAUCGACUGGCAGGGCCCACUCUCUCGUCUCCCACACACACAAACACGUGUGUGUGUGUCUCCAGUACUGCUGUAGGGACAUCGACUCCGUGAGGAUGACUCUCCUGCUGAGACGUCGUCAUACCUUGAAGAUGACUCUCCUGCCUAGACGCCCUGAUGAUGAUUGCUGUUUCUCCCGUGUCUGUGUCUCCUUGCUGUCCCGUGUCUCCCCUCUCUCCCGUGUCUCCCCUCUCUCCCCUGUCUCCCGUGUCUCCCCUGUCUCCCGAGUCUCCCCUCUCUCCCGUGUCUCCCCUCUCUCCCCUGUCUUCGCUGCUGGGCGCCUCUGUGGCCCCGCGACCCCUCGCGUCCCUGGGUCGAGGGGUCUCUGCACGCACGGGGAGCCAGUUAGAGGAUCGGUUGUGAGUAAGAGGCACGGCAACAUUCUGUCGGUCGGAAUAAACCGGCCUCACGUCCGUAAUUGCGUCAACGCAGAGGCGGCCCAGUUGCUCCACGAAGCGUUCACCGCGUUUGAAGAGGACGAUGACCUGCUCGUGCUGGUUCUGCACGGCAUUGGUGGAAACUUUUGCGCAGGGUACGACUUGAAAGAACUCGCCAACACGACAGCACCGAUCUCAAUACCAGACGUAGGCAAAGGGCCUGGGCCAAUGGGUCCGUCGCGCAUGGAGCUGACGAAGCCUGUGAUUGCUGCGGUGAGCGGCUACGCCGUGGCCGGCGGGCUGGAGCUGGCCUUGCUUGCGGACAUGAGGGUGGUCGAGGAAGAUGCCACAAUGGGUGUCUUCUGCAGACGCUUUGGAGUACCUCUUAUCGACGGAGGCACUGUCAGACUUCCCAAGUUAAUUGGACUGUCCCGAGCUCUGGAUCUUAUUUUGACUGGCCGUCCAGUUGACGCACAGGAGGCGCAUCAUUUUGGAUUGGCCAAUCGGAUUACGACCAAGGGAAAAGCCUUUGAAGAAGCUAUGAAGUUGGCAGAGCAGAUUUCAUGCUUCCCUCAGAAGUGCCUGCGAUCAGAUCGCCAGUCUGCUUACCGCAACGCGUUCUGUUCUCAAGACCAUCACGAGGCUUUGCAGUUUGAACUUAACAAUGCCAAGCAUGUAAUCAGCGAGGAAUCCAUUAAGGGUUCAUUAAAAUUUAAAUCUGGAUAUGGCAGGGGAGGAACAUUUAAUGACCACUAAGGAUAUUAACGCAACCUUCUAAGGUA